Messenger RNA from Saprolegnia diclina VS20, 525 nucleotides. RefSeq lists its product as hypothetical. NCBI's taxonomy places the organism in Eukaryota, Oomycota, Saprolegniomycetes, Saprolegniales, Saprolegniaceae. The coding region runs from base 1 to 525 and encodes 174 amino acids. The record is from RefSeq and is a predicted model, not a curated record. The transcript has 5 exons.
AUGCCAAGCGCCGCGCUGCUGCUGGAAGAAGCCUUUGGCAAGCACAUGCUGACGGGCGCCGCCGAGUGGCGCGAGGUCCCGGACGUUGUUCGCUCGUCCUUGUAUGUGCUCCAAAAAGUUCUUUUGCAUCUCGAUGCGCGGCUGUCGCGCUGCGAGACGGACAAACCGUCGUCGUCGGCUCUUCUCGCAACGCUGCAGAAGUCAUUGCGCGGCGUCGAAGCCGACUGCCAGGGCCUCGUGACAAGCACGGUCACCGCGGCGACGGCACCGCUGGAGGCAAGCGUCGCCCGGCUCAAGAAAGCUGUCGCCCAUCGGCUUCAGACACAGCAAGAAGCGACGCAGGCACUGACGACCCAAAUCCAAGAGCUACAGGCGCACGCACGCGAGGCCGAUGAUGCGUACAAGCACAAGCUCAACGAGCUCGGGCGACGCGCCGCGACGCACGCCGGCAGCCUCGCCCACUACGACUUGCUCGAGAAGCUCGAGAUGCGCUGCAAGACGCUGGAGCGACACGAGGCCCGUUGA